Molecule: messenger RNA, 5050 nt
Organism: Sinocyclocheilus rhinocerous
Lineage: Eukaryota; Metazoa; Chordata; Actinopteri; Cypriniformes; Cyprinidae
Product: adenylate cyclase type 8-like
Exons: 19
Coding region: 1275-4925 (1216 amino acids)
Biological process (GO): cAMP biosynthetic process; intracellular signal transduction; adenylate cyclase-activating G protein-coupled receptor signaling pathway
Cellular component (GO): plasma membrane
Molecular function (GO): adenylate cyclase activity
Source: RefSeq, a predicted model, not a curated record
UGUGUGUGUGUGUGUGAGAGAGAGAGAGAGAGAGAGAGAGAGAGAUUUGGACGGCUGCUCUCUACUGCCUCCUGCUGUCCUGUGUUGUUUGGGGUAGAGACAUGAAGGUCUAAACUAAACAAAUUCAUAAAGGUUUUUGAAAAGGUGAGCUGCUUUGUUGGGUUUUGUGUGUAUGUGUGCAACCAGAGAGACACAAUGACAUUAAGGAGAGUGAAUUAAACUAUUACCAUGCAUUUAAUUUUAAACACCCUGACCAUGAAAAACACAAAUUAAGCACCUAACACAAGCACCUGGUCUUACCAGGCAGAGAUUCUAUAAUUACGCAAAUGUGUCUGCUGAAUAUAGAAUGUCCUUCAUGCCUAUCUGAGCCCAAAAACUCAGAGCCACAGUGUGUGUGUGUGUCUGUGUGUGUGUCUGUGUGUGUGGUAAUGUUUUUCCUGCAGAAGUGCUAAUGUAUUUUCUGUGUCUUUUUUCAAUGGCUAUUUUAGUGAAGGUUUCGUCUUCACUGUGUUUCAUCUGAGAGUGCGUGAGGUGUGUCUGGAUGUGUGUGUUGUAUGGAUUCUUUCAGCAUCCCUUUUUCCUAGUCUUCUCAGUCACUUAUUCACCAGACGGCCUGAUGGAGGAGGAGAGAGCGGCAGACAAAGAGAGAGAGCACUCCAUUAUCCUUCGCGACCGGUUCUGCUACCCCAAAACUACCGAAGAGGAAGGUCUUCCCAACACCCCUCCAACCCUAAACCUCACCUCUGGAUAUGACAAAGAUUCCUGGAGACAGUUCCUGAGCGGAAAACAUAUCACAGAAGACCCACAUAUUGUAAAAGGCUCGACUGUGCCGCGCGAGGGGCGGAAUGGCGUUGUGGAAAGGACUCUUUAAGAUUCUUGUAUGUGCACCCUGGUUGCGAUAAAGAGAAAAGAGCCACAACAAGACCUUCUGCAGCAGCACAAAGGAUAAUACACGCAGACAACGGGGGGCAUUUUCUUCGUCAGACCGCGUUAAGAUGCGCUGUUUUUCAGCACGCGAGCGGGCGCAUGCCAUGCUGUAGCGCUGCGUACUCAAAUGGCACGAGCCAGCGCGACCGAAUCGCUUUGACGUUCGCGGAGUACAAGACGUAUGAUGAUGAGCGGCAGCUGCCGUGGGACCAGUCUGCUUGUCCCGAUGCGUUCUCCACUCUCUGUCCGGUUCGCCUUCACUCUUCCUCGCACACACCUGCACGUCUUCGCUGUCUCUGUUCUGGGAACGCACGUAGGUAAAUAGAACCGCGUCAGGCGUGGGAACAAUGGAGUUGUCUGAGGUUCGCUGUUCCAGCGCCAGCGAGGAGCUGCACACCAUCAACAAAACCCCCAGCAACAACGGGAACCGACCGAAGCGCCUGCUGUGGCAGAAUGCCGUGCGACACAUCACCGAGCAGCGAUUCAUUCACGAGCACAGCCCGAAACCCGUCUCACCGGACGAGCCUCACGCGCAGGGCUCGCGCAAACAAUCCGCCGGCAGGACGUCGGUGAGCGACCGGCAAAACAACGGCGGCACUAAAGUCUUCCCCGAGCGCUCGAGCAGCGACCUGGGUUUCCUGCAGAUCGACUGCGCGCCCAGCAACUCCGACUUCUUCCUGAGCUGGGGCUACACGUACCGCGGGGUCAUCUUCCCCACGCUGCGCUACGCCUUCAAGUCCAGGGACCUCGAGCGCCUGUACCAGCGCUACUUCCUGGGCCAGCGACGGAAGUCGGUGGUGGUCAUGAACAUUCUGGACAUGGUGACCAAGCUGACCCUGCUCGUGCUGCACCUGACCCUGGCGUCCACUCCGAUGGACCCGAUCAAAGGAAUGCUGCUCGGCUUCUUCACGGGCAUCGAGGUGGUCAUCUGCGCUCUGGUGGUGGUGCGCAAAGACACGAGCUCGCACGGAUACCUGCAGUACAGCGGUGCGGUGACCUGGGUCGCCAUGGCCACACAGAUCCUCGCGACGGGACUGGGCUACGGCUUGCUCGGGGAUGGGAUAGGGUACGUGCUCUUCACGCUCUUUGCCACCUACAGCAUGCUGCCGCUGCCUCUCACCUGGGCCAUCGUGGCGGGACUGCUGACCUCCGCGCUGCACAUCGCGAUCCAGCUGCUGGUGCCCCCUCGAGCGCAGAUCUCCACGAAUCAGCUGUUAGCUCAGGUGCUGCUGUUCUUAUGUAUAAACACUGCAGGGAUGUUUAUCAGCUACCUGUCAGACCGCGCCCAACGACAGGCCUUUCUGGAGACACGCAGGUGCAUCGAGGCACGUCUCCGCCUGGAGACCGAGAACCAGCGACAGGAGCGUCUGGUCUUGUCGGUGCUGCCGCGCUUUGUAGUGCUGGAGAUGAUUAACGACAUGACCAACGUGGAGGACGAGACCCUACAGCACCAAUUUCACCGCAUCUACAUUCACCGCUAUGAGAACGUGAGUAUUCUCUUUGCUGAUGUGAAGGGCUUCACCAAUCUUUCCACCACACUCUCCGCUCAGGAACUCGUUCGAAUGCUCAACGAACUCUUUGCACGCUUUGACCGACUGGCACACGAGCAUCAUUGUCUGAGGAUCAAGAUACUGGGGGAUUGUUAUUAUUGUGUUUCUGGCCUUCCCGAGCCUCGACUGGAUCAUGCCCACUGCUGUGUUGAGAUGGGCCUCAGCAUGAUCAAAACCAUCAGGUAUGUGCGCUCACGAACAAAGCAUGACAUAGACAUGCGCAUCGGCAUCCACUCUGGCUCAGUUCUUUGCGGAGUUCUUGGUUUGCGGAAAUGGCAGUUUGACGUCUGGUCUUGGGAUGUCGACAUAGCCAACAAACUGGAGUCAGGGGGAAUACCUGGGAGGAUCCACAUCUCUAAAGCGGCUCUAGACUGUCUGAACGGUGAUUAUGAGGUGGAGGAGGGUCACGGUAAGGACCGUAACGACUUCCUGCGCAGGCAUAACAUCGAGACCUUCCUGAUCAAGCAGCCAGAGGAGAGCUUACUCACACUGCCAGAGGACAUCAUGAGAGAUUCCACCAACCAAUCAGAUCACAGAACGUCUAACACUUCCUUCACAGAGGGAACAUGGAGCCCUGAACUUCCCUUCCAUAACAUAGUGGGCAAACAGAAUACUCUGGCUGCGCUCACACGUCACUCCAUUAACCUGCUCCCCAACCACCUGGCUCAAGCCCUGCAUGUGCGCGCCGGCUCACAGGAAAUUAACGCUCGCAUGCAGAGCGCCAUCGCCCUGCGCAGCGGGCACAAGCUCCGCCAAGAACAUAUCUCCCCCUUCUCUCUCACCUUUAGAGAAGCACUGCUGGAGCAGAAGUAUUCCCAGAUGCGAGAUGAGGUGUUUAAGUCUAAUCUAGUGUGUGCCUUCAUUGUUCUCUUCUUCAUCACUGGAAUACAGAGCUUACUUCCCUCAGCAAGGACGGUCACUAUGGUGAUACAGUUCUCCGUCCUCAUCUUGCUGCACUGUUGCCUUGUUGUCGUGACAACAGCGGAGGACUAUAAGUGUUUGCCGCUGGUUUUGCGAAAAGCAUGUUGCUGGGUGAACGAAACGUACGCUGCACGGAACGUUGUCAUCUUCCUCUCCAUCCUCAUCAACUUUCUGGCUGCCAUGAUUAACAUACUUUGGUGUGAUUUCGACAAAUCCGGCUCAUUCAGGAACCAGACGUUUAAUGCAUCUGCCUCAAUCCCUGAUAUCUGCUUCUACCCAGAGUAUUUCGUGUUUACUGGAGUGUUGGCUAUGGUGACGUGUGCAGUGUUCCUCAGACUGAACUCGGUUCUGAAGCUGGCCAUCCUGCUGAUCAUGAUCGCUAUCUACACAGUGCUGACAGAGGCCUUCUACACACCACUGUUCAUCCGCUAUGACACACUUACACUUAAUCAGAGCAAAAGCUUCCUGGGAACCAAGGAAACGUCUCUGCUUCUCAUGGCGAUGUUCCUUUUAGCUGUGUUCUACCACGGCCAACAGCUGGAGUAUACCGCUCGUCUGGACUUCCUAUGGCGUGUACAGGCGAAGGAAGAGAUAAAUGAGAUGCGAGAGCUGCGUGAACACAAUGAGAACAUGCUCCGGAACAUUCUCCCCAGCCAUGUCGCACGCCACUUCCUGGAGAAAGACAGAGACAAUGAGGAGCUCUACUCGCAGUCCUAUGAUGCGGUGGGAGUGAUGUUCGCCUCCAUUCCAGGUUUUGCUGAUUUUUACUCGCAGACUGAGAUGAAUAAUCAGGGUGUGGAGUGUUUGCGGCUGCUCAACGAGAUCAUCGCUGAUUUUGAUGAGCUGCUGGAGGAGGAACGCUUUCAGGACAUCGAGAAGAUAAAGACCAUCGGCAGCACGUACAUGGCCGUGUCAGGACUGUCUCCUGAGAAACAACAAUGUGAGGAUAAAUGGGGGCAUCUGUGCGCGCUGGCUGAUCAUUUUUUAUCUCAGGUCCCCACACUCAAAUCUGUCUUAAAAUAUUUAUUUAUUAUCACCAAAAAUCAGUGUUUUUCUGAUGAAAAUUACUUUCUUCAUAGCCCUCUAUUAGAAGGCUUAAAUGUAGGUUGGAGCAUAGUCAAUCUGGCAAGUCGCAUGGACAGCACAGGUGUCAGCGGAAAGAUCCAGCUCCCAGAGGAGACCUACGGCAUCCUGAAUGAACGCGGCUUCGCCUUCGAGUACCGAGGCGAGAUCUACGUGAAGGGAAUCAGUGAACAGGAAGGCAAGAUCCGCACGCACUUCCUGCUGGGCCGCGUGCAGCCCAACCCGCUCAUCCUGCAGCCGAGGAAGCUCACGGGCCAGUACUCGCUCGCCGCCGUGGUGCUCGGCCUGGUCCAGUCCCUAAACCGGCAGAAACAGAAGCAAAUCCUCAAUGAAAACAACAACUCAGGCAUCAUGAAGGGCCACUACAACCGCAGAACUCUGCUGGCGCCGGGCGGCUCGGACACCAGCCACGCCGAGGUCACGGACAAGAGCGAGCUGGCCUAGAGGACGGGGAAAACAAACUGCGUACUUAACCAAAAGACUGAGCUGUUCUUCAGACUGCUGCCACUGACUGUCUCUCUUGCUGUCUGUGUUUCUUUUUGUAUUUCUUUUGUAUUUGAGAAACAAUA